AGUCUUUAACGAACGCUUACCAACAAUACAAAUAUCGUCAACAACAGCAACAGCAAAAUCACAAGACAAAUCAUAAUAAGUCUGUGUGCUGUUUACAAUCCGCAUCGACCGUUCUCGUCUCUCUAAAUCCGAAUAAUCACGGAACUUUGUGUGCCAAAGGAAACUCUUUCCGUCUGCUUCGUCGCACAAUCUCAAUAACAUAAUAACAGAAUCAUAAAACAGCAAUAGGCAUUCUUCAAGUUGUGUGUGAGUGUGCAACGGCAUCCGUUUGGCAAAAUAUGGAUAAAUGGAAGGGAAAGGUGGCUCUUGUAACCGGAGCAAGUGUGGGAAUCGGCGCAAAUAUCACAAAAGCUUUAGCCAAUUCGGGCAUUACAGUCAUUGGAUUAGGCAGGCGUGUUGAUGCAAUUCAAGAUUUAGCCAAUCAAAUUCAAGCGGAGAAUUCGUGUGGGAAAAUCAUCCCGAAAAAGUGUGAUGUUACGAACGAAGCGGAAGUAUUGUCGGUUUUCAAUUGGGUCAAAGAGAAAUUCGGCCAUUUGGAUAUAUUCGUUAAUAAUGCUGGUGUUAUUAAAUCUGACAUGCUAUUAGAGGGUAAAACUGAAGAUUUUAAGAAUAUCUUCGAUGUGAAUGUCAUUUCGGCUUGCGUAUGCAUUCGCGAAGCUGUAAAAUUAAUCAAAGCCAAUGGCAGUUUCGGACACGUCAUCGUUAUUAAUAGUAUUUUGGGACAUCGCAUACCUGAUUUACCUAUUCCAUUGUUCAACGUGUACCCGGCAUCCAAAUUCGCAUUGACAGCAAUAACGCAAACUAUCCGACAGGAGUUAGCAUUUCAUCAGGCCAAUAUUAAGUUAACGUCGGUGAGUCCAGGCAUGGUGAACACUGAGUUUUUAACGGCAUAUAAUUCAUCAUUUUAUGCGGGUCUUCCACAGCUUAAAACCGAUGAUGUAACAGCUGCAGUCUUAUAUGCGCUCAGCACGUCGGAACAAACACAGGUUGAGGAAAUCAUUCUACAGGCGAUACCAGAGUACUGUUAACUUGACAUUUUCCAACCGGAAGUCAAGAGCAUUGAACACAUGCUCUUUUUUAUUGGCCGUUAAAAGCAAAGAUUCGAUAAAUAUUUUUCUUCAAUUGAAAGCGAAAUAAAACCAAUACGAAUAUCUGGAAAUCCGUUUGGAAAGCUUUAAAUAAAGAGAAACCAUGUGAAAGCAUUUUAUUGAU
Messenger RNA from Sitodiplosis mosellana (orange wheat blossom midge), 1212 nucleotides. RefSeq names its product farnesol dehydrogenase (gene rdhB). Bases 279 to 1028 code for a protein of 249 amino acids. NCBI's taxonomy places the organism in Eukaryota, Metazoa, Arthropoda, Insecta, Diptera, Cecidomyiidae. The record is from RefSeq and is a predicted model, not a curated record. The transcript is spliced from 6 exons.